Messenger RNA from Bactrocera tryoni, 450 nucleotides. Its product is annotated as splicing regulatory glutamine/lysine-rich protein 1-like. The transcript has 2 exons. The annotation marks the transcript as partial. Lineage: Eukaryota; Metazoa; Arthropoda; Insecta; Diptera; Tephritidae. The record is from RefSeq and is a predicted model, not a curated record.
AAAGAUAAAGAUAAAGAUAAAGAUAAAGAUAAAGAUAAAGAUAAAGAUAAAGAUAAAGAUAAAGAUAAAGAUAAAGAUAAAGAUAAAGAUAAAGAUAAAGAUAAAGAUAAAGAUAAAGAAAAAGAUAAAGAUAAAGAUAAAGAUAAAGAUAAAGAUAAAGAUAAAGAUAAAGAUAAAGAUAAAGAUAAAGAUAAAGAUAAAGAUAAAGAUAAAGAUAAAGAUAAAGAUAAAGAUAAAGAUAAAGAUAAAGAUAAAGAUAAAGAUAAAGAUCAUGAUAAAGAAAAAGAUAAAGAUCAUGAUAAAGAAAAAGAUAAAGAUAUACAACUUACCAAAGAAAUAUAUAAUAAAUUGCGGAAAAACUACAAUGAUCCUGUAAAGACUUAUGCUGCCAACGCGAUCGCAUUUUUUCCGAAGAGUGAUCGGAAAUUGCGUCGCAAUGGCCGAGUUUAA